UCCACCAUGGCAGACCACAAGUGGACGGGCCCUGUCAAAAGUCUUAAAGGUGUGAUUUUAGACAUGUGUGGUGUAUUGUAUGACAGUGGCGAUGGAGGAGGUGUACCGAUUUCUGGAUCCAUUGAAGCGGUGAAAAGACUGAAAGAGUCAGACCUGCAGUUGCGGUUCUGCACCAAUGAGACCCAAGCUACGCGUGAGAAGUUCGUUGCGAAACUGCAGCGGAUGGGCUUCGAGCUGUCCGUCAGCGAGGUGUUCUCUCCUGCUCCAGCAGCGGUGUCCAUCCUCAAAGAACGGAGUCUAAAACCUCACCUCCUGGUGCAUGAUGAUUUAGUGCCAGAGUUUGACAGUGUGGACAAGACGAAUCCCAACUGUGUGGUCAUAGGAGAUGCAGCAGACAAGUUCUCCUAUAAAAACCUGAAUGACGCAUUCCAGGUUCUUAUUGGGAUGGAGAAACCUGUGUUGUUCUCUCUGGGACGAGGACGAUACUACAAGGAGACAGAUGGUCUUAAGUUAGAUGUCGGAGUGUUUAUGAAGGCUCUGGAGUAUGCCUGUGAUGUUGAGGCUGAGGUGGUUGGCAAGCCAUCAGCUAUGUUCUUCCAGAGUGUUCUCAAUGACAUGGCGCUUCAACCACAUGAGGUCCUGAUGAUAGGUGAUGAUUUGGUGAAUGAUGUUGGUGGUGCGCAACAAUGUGGGAUGAAAGGCCUCCAAGUCAGAACAGGAAAAUACAGACCCAGUGAUGAAAGACACCCGACAGUCACCGCUGAUGGCUAUGUGGACAACCUGGCCGCUGCUGUGGACAUCAUGCUGAGUCAUAGGGGUCAGUGAAGACUCCAGCAGGAUAUAGAGCGCUGUGGUGCCUCUGCCAAACACAAGAAUUUAGUUGCAAAGAAGUUCUUGGUACUGUAUUUGAUGUAGAUAUAAUUAGCAUAUAGCAUAUGGAUCAGAUAAUUGAUCUCUGAUCCAUCAUCAACCAUUGAUGGAGAAAUCUCACUGUGAAUCGUCCCAAUGUCACAUAAUGAAUGAACUUCGAGCAUUUUUUUUCAAGGCAUAGUUUUGGAGUUAUGUUAUUGUCCUUUUUAUUGUAAUUGUUGGUGUUGAUUGAGCACAUCAGUGCACCAGCCAUAUCCUAGUGCAUGUAUACAGUACUGUUAUCAACAUGUGUUUGUGACCUCUGAGAACAAUAGUGGUAAUAUUUUGUGCCAUAAUGAUGACAUAAUUGUUCACUGACAAUGCAGACAUUACAAUUUGAUGUUGCACAGAAUUGAAUAACAGAAAGCAGUCGUUACUCUGAGCUGUCCUUGUGUGUUUAUGAUCCCCUAGUAUGAAUAGGAAGGCCUGGUUUGUGUAGAACAGAUCAGACGGGUGAAAACCCAGUAGACAGGGGACAUAGAAGCUGCUAAAUGUACUGUGAGAGAGUUUAGUUUAACUUAAUGUGAUUUACACUCAUUUGUCAUUGGAUGUUUAUAUGCACAAUAAUUAAAGACAUUACUGUGAAACA
Molecule: messenger RNA, 1498 nt
Organism: Sardina pilchardus (European sardine)
Lineage: Eukaryota; Metazoa; Chordata; Actinopteri; Clupeiformes; Clupeidae
Gene: lhpp
Product: phospholysine phosphohistidine inorganic pyrophosphate phosphatase
Exons: 7
Coding region: 7-825 (272 amino acids)
Biological process (GO): dephosphorylation
Cellular component (GO): cytosol
Molecular function (GO): phosphatase activity; inorganic diphosphate phosphatase activity
Source: RefSeq, a predicted model, not a curated record